UGCCGGCUGCCAGAUCCAAACAAAAAUCUCAAGUGUUGAUGUGGAUAAAAAUUAUACAAAAACUUAUUCCAAAUUAAAUUUAAAAAAAAGCGGAAAACUAAAUAAUUUAUCACAGCAAAACGUCCAUUAUUAUAAACUAAAAAAUAAUGCAGGAAGCUUAUGUUAAUAUUUGUGGUGUUCCCACCCACAUCAUGACUUGGGGCAAAUGGAUUGAAGAAUCUCUAGAUGAUGUCAAAGAAAUUGCAAUAUGCAUAACUGGAAAUCCUGGCUUGCCAGGAUUCUAUACAGAAUUCUUAGGAAAUGUCUACAGACAGUUAAAUUGUGAAAUGCCUGUCUGGGUGAUAGGUCAUCUUGGUCAUGACGAUCCACCGUCAACAAGCAUACGUGAGGUACCACCUCUAGCCGGCAAUGAUGCCCUCUUUGAUCUUGAAGGUCAAGUCAAACACAAAUUAAAGUUCAUCGAGGAAUACGUCCCGGAGAAUGUUAAAAUUCAUUUAAUGGGCCAUUCAAUUGGGGCUUGGAUGGUUUUGCAGCUUUUGAAAAAUGAAAACAUAAAAAAACGCAUUCAAAAAGGUUACUUGCUAUUCCCCACCGUCGAACGAAUGGUUGAGUCUAGUAAUGGUUGGGUCUUUACCAAUAUCGCUCUGCCAGCCUACAUAGUCCUGGGCUUCUUUAUAACAUUCUUUUCACGUCUGCCAGUUAUUGUCCGAAUAUUCUGUCUACACAUUUACUUUUGGCUCUUUUCUAUUCCAAAUCAUUUCAUCGGAACUGGAUUGAAAUACUCCAAACCUUGCGUGGUGGAGAAAGUAGUAUUUCUGGCCAAGGAUGAAAUGGCAAAAGUUCGUGGUUUGGACAGGGAGAUUAUUAAAGAAAAUGUUGGUUUAUUGAAAUUCUACUAUGGGGCAACGGAUGGAUGGGUGCCAGUUAAAUAUUAUGAAGAUCUCAAACGCGAUAUACCGAAUGUUGAUGCCACAGUGGAUACGAAAAAGAUUGCACAUGCCUUUGUCUUGCGUUCCUCAGUUCAAAUGGGGGCAAUUGUUGCCAAUAUGAUUAUGGAGAACAAAUUGAACAAAUGAUAGAACAAAUUACAUCAUUCCUAUUUUAAGAUUAAGUAAAUAUUUUAUUAAUAAUGUUAUGCAUUUUAUUUAAUUUAAUUUUGGGUCAAUAAAAAAAUGUGUUAUGAAUUUAAAA
Molecule: messenger RNA, 1191 nt
Organism: Episyrphus balteatus (marmalade hoverfly)
Lineage: Eukaryota; Metazoa; Arthropoda; Insecta; Diptera; Syrphidae
Gene: sturkopf
Product: lipid droplet-associated hydrolase
Exons: 2
Coding region: 147-1076 (309 amino acids)
Biological process (GO): lipid storage
Cellular component (GO): lipid droplet
Molecular function (GO): lipase activity
Source: RefSeq, a predicted model, not a curated record